AUCGCCAGGCCGACCGCUAUGGCUUCAUUGGGGGCAGCUCAGCAGAGCCAGGGUGGUAUAACAAGUCCAGAGACACAAAGGAACUUGCCUGAGGUCACGCAGCAGCUCAGUGACAGAAUCAGACUCAAACUCAGCCCGGCUUCUAGCGCAGGGCUCUGUCCACCCAGCGUCCUCCAGGAGUUGUCUGCGACCCGGUCCCCGGGGACUGCCAACCAGCCCCUCCCCCAACUCACACCUACACACCCCCAUCAGUCUUUCCUGCUUCUGCCCACAUCAGAGCCACAUCCUUUCCUGUCCCCAUGACAACCACUGGCAACUCCUGGGUGACAGGUCACCCCCCCAGGGGCUACCCAGGUUGCAUGAGAGUGGCAGACGUGGGCUCUAGGUCACAGCUGCCCUGCACUGCAUGUCGGUGCCAUGUGCUCCCAGGCCCGGGUGCCCUUCCGUGGACCUCAUCCGCCAGCGGGAGAUGAAGUGGGUGGAGAUGACCUCGCACUGGGAGAAGACCAUGUCUCGGAGGUACAAGAAGGUAAAGAUGCAGUGCCGGAAGGGCAUCCCUUCAGCCCUGCGUGCCCGGUGCUGGCCCCUGCUGUGCGGGGCCCACGUGUGUCAGAAGAACAGCCCAGGCACUUACCAGGAACUGGCUGAGGCCCCAGGAGACCCACAGUGGAUGGAGACCAUCGGCAGGGACCUGCACCGCCAGUUCCCUCUGCACGAGAUGUUUGUGUCACCCCAGGGUCACGGGCAGCAGGGUCUCCUGCAGGUACUCAAGGCCUACACCCUGUAUCGGCCGGAACAGGGUUACUGCCAGGCCCAGGGCCCCGUGGCUGCUGUGCUGCUCAUGCACCUGCCCCCAGAGGAGGCCUUCUGGUGCCUGGUGCAGAUCUGCGAGCUCUACUUGCCCGGCUACUACGGGCCCCACAUGGAGGCCGUGCGGCUGGACGCCGAGGUGUUCAUGGCCCUGCUGCGGCGGCUGCUCCCUCGGGUGCACAAACACCUGCAGCAGGUGGGCGUCGGGCCCCUGCUCUACCUGCCCGAGUGGUUCCUGUGCCUCUUCGCCCGCUCCCUGCCUUUCCCCACCGUGCUGCGCGUCUGGGACGCCUUCCUCAGUGAGGGUGUCAAGGUGCUGUUCCGCGUGGGGCUGACGCUGGUGCGCCUGGCGCUGGGCACCACGGAGCAGCGCCUGGCCUGCCCGGGGCUCCUGGAGACGCUCGGCGCCCUUCGAGCCGUCCCCUCUGCCCAGCUGCAGGAGGAGGUCUUCAUGUCCCAGGUACACGGCGUGGCCCUGUCGGAGCAGGACCUGCAGCGGGAGAUCAAGACCCAGCUGGCCCAGCUGCCGGAGUCCACAUCCGGGCCGCCCCCACGGCCGAAGGCCCGCCUGGCCGGGGCCCAGGCCAUCUUCGAGGCCCAGCAGCUGGCCGGGGCGCGGGGCAGCGCCAGGCCCGAGGUGCCCCGCAUCGUGGUGCAGCCCCCAGAGGAACCCAGGCCGCCCCGGCGCAAGCCCCAGACCCGAGGCAAGACUUUCCAUGGGCUCCUGACUCGGUCCAAGGGCCCCCCGAUCGAGGGCCCCCCCAGGUCCCAUCGAGGCUCCACCUCCUUCUUGGACACCCGGUUCUGAGGGUCCCACCACCACGGACCACGGACCCCACUCGCCUGCCCAGCUGA
Molecule: messenger RNA, 1665 nt
Organism: Phyllostomus discolor (pale spear-nosed bat)
Lineage: Eukaryota; Metazoa; Chordata; Mammalia; Chiroptera; Phyllostomidae
Gene: TBC1D10C
Product: TBC1 domain family member 10C
Exons: 9
Coding region: 407-1618 (403 amino acids)
Source: RefSeq, a predicted model, not a curated record